This is a messenger RNA of Funneliformis geosporum, 2949 nucleotides long. The record is from the annotation of a GenBank genome assembly. NCBI's taxonomy places the organism in Eukaryota, Fungi, Glomeromycota, Glomeromycetes, Glomerales, Glomeraceae.
AUGGUGUUAACUGUUGUAUUUACCGGUACUUUGAAACUAGACACUCGUGAAGCUCAUGAAGCCAGAGCUCAAAAAAAUGGGUAUAAAGUUGUGAAAUUUGUAAUGAAGUCUACGACUUUCCUCGUAUGUGGAAAAGACGGUGGACAAAUAAUUCAAAAAGCAAAGAGCAUCGGUGGUGUGAGAGUUAUCAGCGAAGAAAAAUGGAUGAAAGUACUUGGAAAUAUGAAAACGGCUAAAGCUGGUUAUAAAAGAGCUAGAAGCGAUAACAAUUCCGAAAAUAGAUAUCAAAAAAAAUUAGUAUAUUUGGAAUCUCACAAAUACAAUAGAUUUUGGCAAAUGAGACGUGUUUACAAGACAACUUAUAUCCGAACGGGUUCGAUCGGUGCAAAAGGAAUGGAGACAAGUAAAGAACAUGAGACCAAGAAGCUUGCCAAGGAUAGUAUGGCUUCGAUGAUUGCGGCUAAAAAGUCAUCUGGAUAUAAAGGCGCUAGAAGACCACAAGAGCUUGAUUAUGAUGACUCAUCUGACUCAUCUGAUGAAAAUGAAAAUGAAAAUGUUCAGGUUUCCUAUUCACCUCAACAUAAACAAAAGAAGCAAAGGACCGAUAUUGAGGAGAAUAAAGAGGAUAGUAGUUAUCAAACUGAUUCUACUUUACGUGAAGAUGACGUUGAACUAAAUGAAACCGAUGUUCAAUUGAUUGAUAUGGGGCAAGAUACCCCCGUCCCCGCCCAAGAUGCUGAAAUUAAAAAGAGCGCCAAUGUUUACUCAUGCAAUUGUCCAGAUUGGAAAAAGGCAACUAAAGAAGAAAAGCGAACCUGCAAACAUUUGAAAAAUUGUUUAGGCGAAAAAUCAGAAAUCAACCGUUUCGAUAAUAAAAAGAUUUUGUCAACACUUCCAAUGUCGAUUAUGAAAGGAAAUUCUGUCGAUGUACUUUUGGCCCAUUCUUGGAAACCUGAUGAAGUUGACCCAACCGGUUGGUGGGUCUCAGAAAAACUUGACGGUGUAAGAGCAUUUUGGAAUUCUAAAAGAGGAAAAUUUUAUUCAAGAAAUGGAAAUGAGUUCGUGGCUCCUUCUUGGUUUACUGAUGGAAUUCCAAGAGACCAAGAUCUCGAUGGAGAACUUUUUGGUGGUAGGGGAACAUUUCAAUCCACAAUAAGUAUUGUGAAAGCUGGAGAUAAAGAAUGGAAGAAUAUAAGUUAUAAGGUUUUUGAUGUUCCAACCUUGGGUCGAAUUCCCUUUGAGGAACGCAUGGACUUUUUGGAAAAGAUGAUCGAGGAAAACAAGCCAAAAUAUGCGAGAUUUGUUAAGCAAAGACUCGUCAAAUCCGAAGCGGAUGUUUACGAUGAACUUGAUCGAGUUGAAAAGUUGGGUGGCGAAGGACUCAUGCUUCGUAAACCAGGAAGUUUAUACGAAGCGGGUCGGUCAAAAACUUUAUUAAAGGUUAAAACUUUCCAUGAUGGUGAAGCUAUUGUUAUAUCUCAUGAACCUGGUAAAGGUAAAUAUUUAAGACAAUGUGGAGCACUUCGAUGUGAGAUGGCUUGCGGAAAAGAAUUUAAAGUUGGUUCAGGAAUGAAUGAUCAUGACCGUGCCAAUCCUCCACCGAUAGGGAGUAUAAUUCUAUAUAGAUGCCAAGAACUCACAAAGGAUGGAUCUCCAAGAUUUCCCGUAUAUCUUGGUGUAGCACUUGAUAAAAAUGGUCCAAUGGAUCCAAAUUUCAGUCAAAAAAUAAAGUGCGUCAUCCUAUAUAAAAUGUCAAAAGUGAACGAAAAACGAAUAAGAGAAAUCGAAUUCUGCUCAGUUCUUCUUAAGGAACUUUAUACAGAAUACAAAUAUUCUUUACUCGGUGAAUGGAUUUUAGAUAAUUCCAUGAGAUCUUAUGUCUCUCGUUAUGAAAAUUAUAAAGCCAAUAAUACAAAAUCUAUAAUUAAAAAUUAUGCCUCACAAUAUGGGUCUUCUAUAGAUAUCGAUGACGAUAACGUUGAGCGAGACGAGAAAAUGCAAACUUCUAAUCACAUGACAAACGCGAUGGGUAGUGAUAAUAAUGAAAAUACAACCGUUGAAUAUAAUAAUGUGAGUGAUGAAGAUAUCGACAUCGAAAAUGCAAGCCAAGUGUCUGUUGAUGAUAAUAAUGUUAGUGAUGAAGAUAUCGACAUCGAAAAUGUAAGCGAAGUAGCUGUUGAUGAGCAUAAUGAGCGUGACGAAGAUAUCGAUAUCGAAAAUGUAAGCGAAAAUGCCGAUUCUCAAAGCGUCGGUGACGACGAACAACUUGAGAAUGAUGGAAAUCUUAAUGAAUUUCAUGAUAUCAAUGAAGAAAUUCCGGAUGAUGGGCCUGUUGAUGACAUAUCAAGAAACAUUAUUGACGCAUUAUUAAAGGAUAAAGUUUUGGAUAAAGUUAAAGAAUCUAGGGAUGAUUUGGCCUUCGAAAUUUUACUAGAAUUGAUAAAUGAGUGUACCUUGGAUGUGGCCUUUGAAGUACAUCGACAAGCCAAGACAGGAAUACUUGUAAAGGAAUUUGUCAAUGCACAAUCUUAUCAGAGCAAAGAUUUCAAUGACUUUUCGAAUUUGAUCUGUGAAGAAGGAUACGAUAUUUACGGUCAAGAUAUCAACGCUUUGAAAUCACAAGCAGCAAAACAGCGUUGUCUAAAUUGUAGCGUAAUGCUUCCAGUUGCAACGUAUGUAAAACAUUUCUCAAAGUGUCUCGGAUUGGUUAAAGGACGCACAGCGACAAGAAAUGUUAAUUAUACAGAGGAACGAAUAGAAAAUUUUUCUGUAUUUGACUUUCCUGGACAUUCUCCGAAUGUUUCCUUUAUAUCAAAUGCGGAAUUUAAUAUUGAACAAGAUUUGAUUGAUGACCGUCACAUGAGAAAUCAUACCUAUGCUAAGAGAAGAACGAUGUUGCCAACUCAGUCUCUGUCGUCGAACACUAAAGAUAAAAUGUCGACAUUAUAA